Molecule: messenger RNA, 2413 nt
Organism: Cyprinus carpio (common carp)
Lineage: Eukaryota; Metazoa; Chordata; Actinopteri; Cypriniformes; Cyprinidae
Gene: fermt3a
Product: fermitin family homolog 3
Exons: 15
Coding region: 187-2112 (641 amino acids)
Biological process (GO): regulation of cell-cell adhesion mediated by integrin; cell-matrix adhesion; integrin-mediated signaling pathway
Cellular component (GO): cell-substrate junction
Molecular function (GO): integrin binding
Source: RefSeq, a predicted model, not a curated record
AGAGAGAGAAACAGAGAAAGGAAGGGUGGGAUGUUCUGGUGUAAGGUGUAGAAAUGAGUAGAAAUGAGAGAGACACGCACGGGCCUCUAGGCCUACACUAGCUUUCUUCUGUCCUCAUGAGUUCUGGGUGUGUGUCAGAUAUCCCCGGUGCACUCAACAUCUGUGUGUAGACCUUCCUGCGUCAGAAUGGCGGCGUGGGAUCUGUCUGUGUCUGUGGAGGAGCUGGGGCCCGACGCCCCGCCGCUUAAAAUCAGUGUCACCUCAGAUCUGCACAUCGGCGGAGUCAUCCUCAAAGUGGUGGAGAAGUCACAAAUCAAGCAGGACUGGUCGGAUCACGCUCUGUGGUGGGAGCAGAAGCAGCAGUGGUUGCUGAAGCCGUCCUGGACGCUGGAUAAGUGUGGGAUUCACGCGGACGCCCGGCUCUGUCUCACUCCGCAGCACAAGCCCCUGCGUCUGCUGCUGCCCAGCGGCGUCACCCUGCGCCUCAGAGCCUGCUUCUCCAGCCCCGUCUUCCGCUGCGUCACCGGCCUCUGCAAGCUCCUGAACAUCCGCCGCCCAGAGGAACUGUCCCUGCUCUGGCCAGUGGAGGAGAAGAAGAAGAAGAAAGAUAAAGAUGUUGAGGAAGAGCUGUAUGACAUCACACGCGCACCACUUCCUUCAAGCAUCAUCCCAAAGCUUGCGAACGGCAUGCCUGCUUUCUUCGCUGAAACGCCUGAAACUGAGGCUGUGUACAAGAUGCUGGCGGUCAGUCAGCCUGCUCCGGCCCCAGAGACCAUCGCUAAACUCUACCGCUCAACUAACAUCACGGAGAAAGCACAUAUCAACAGCAGGUGGCUGGAUUCAUCCCGUUCUCUUCUACAACAGGGAGUCAAAGAAAAUGAUAAACUCCUGCUGCGUUUCAAAUACUACACCUUUCACGACAUCUCACCACAGGCUGAUGCGGUGCGUCUGACGCAGCUGUAUGAACAGGCGAGGUGGGCCAUCCUGCUGGAGGAAAUUGAAUGCACUGAGGAGGAGAUGAUGGUGUUCGCUGCCUUACAGUACCACAUCGGGAAAGUGUCUCUGACGGAGCAGUUCGUGGCGUCGUGUCCAGCUAUGGACGAUCUGGAUUCAGCUCUACAGUGUCUGGAGGUGAAGAUGGAAGGAGAGAGCAGUGCGGACGACAUGCUGGAAACGAUGACGGCACCAGAACUACAUGACUACUUGAAAAUAUUCAGACCGAAGAGGCUGACACUGAAAGGAUAUAAACAAUACUGGUUUACAUUUAAGGACACGACCAUCUCCUACUUCAAGAGUAAAGAGGAGAGCUGUAAAGAGCCAAUUCAACAGAUGAACCUUAAAGGUUGUGAGGUGGCUCCGGAUGUGAGUGUUGCCGGGCAGAAGUUUUGCAUCAGGUUGCUGAUUCCUGGACCAGAAGGCAUGAAUGAGGUCUACUUGCGCUGUGAGCAUGAGCAGCAGUACAGCCGGUGGAUGGCUGCGUGUCGCUUGGCCUCCAAAGGCAAGACUUUAGCGGACAGCUCCUUCUCCAGCGAGGUGCAGAGUAUCCAGUCGUUCUUGGCCAUGCAGAAAACCACACCCAGCACUAACGCGGCUCAGACGGAUGAAAGCAUCAACACACACAGCCUCGUCUCUCCACGCUACCAGAAGAAGUACAAACCCAAGCAGCUCACACCGAGGAUCCUGGAGGCCUAUCAGAACGUAGCUCAGCUCUCAUUAACAGACGCCAUUCAGAAGUUCCUUCAGAUCUGGCAGGCCCUGCCUGACUUCGGCCUCUCUUAUAUUGUAGUCAGGUUUAAAGGUUGCCGCAAGGAUGAGGUGCUUGGCAUUGCCAACAAUCGUUUAAUCCGCAUUGACCUGAGUGUCGGAGAUGUCGUGAAAACCUGGAGAUACAACACCAUGAGGCAGUGGAACGUCAACUGGGACAUCAAACAGGUUGCCAUUGAGUUUGAUGGCAAUGUGAACAUCGCCUUUAGCUGUGUGACAGCAGAUUGUAAGAUUGUCCAUGAGUACAUCGGCGGCUACAUCUUCAUGUCCACACGCAGCCGGGAGCAGAGCAACACCCUGAACGAGGAGCUGUUUCACAAACUGACAGGAGGCCACGAAGCGCUAUGAGAGAAAUAAAACAUCUGUGCACCUAUGGACUGAAGAGAAUAAGAUCUGCAGGAAAAACAAAAUCUAAGAAAUGUUCACUCAUACCCUAAAAAGCAUAUGCAUACAGAUAUGGCCAUUCAUGAGUAUUUCCCUUAAAAAACACUAUUGUGUCUUGACAGGUUUGUGAGACCUGAGGUGUUUCGGUUUCUGACAUUUAGCAGCGUGGCAUUUCUCUGUCUUCGUGUUUUAAUUGGCUUCCCUCGUUCUUAGCAUUGCUGUUAACACCAUAUCUUAUAGUUAUUAAAUUGUACCGUCAAAGCUU